This is a messenger RNA of Dipodomys spectabilis (banner-tailed kangaroo rat), 1628 nucleotides long. It is a transcript of the gene Sphk1, whose product is annotated as sphingosine kinase 1. The record is from RefSeq and is a predicted model, not a curated record. Gene Ontology annotation, cellular component: cytoplasm; intracellular membrane-bounded organelle; membrane. Lineage: Eukaryota; Metazoa; Chordata; Mammalia; Rodentia; Heteromyidae. Gene Ontology annotation, biological process: sphingosine biosynthetic process; negative regulation of apoptotic process; cellular response to growth factor stimulus. The transcript is spliced from 6 exons. The coding region runs from base 66 to 1439 and encodes 457 amino acids.
GGGUCCGGGUCCCGGGCGCGGAUCGGUGCCUGGCGGUGUCGGCUCUGGCAUUUUUGCGCAACUGGAUGCUGCUCCUUCCUCCUCCGGCGGCGGCGGCGCCGGAUCUGGCCGCCGCCAGGAAUGACGCGGGUGCCCCCACGGCCCCGGCUUCGGGUGGGGAGGGCGAGCCCCCGCGCCAGCCCCGCGACGCCCUCCUGGGCUGCACCGAUAAGGAGCGCAAGGCAGGAACCGCGGACGCCCAGAGCGGCGCUGGAACGGCGCGGAGAGACCUCCGGCGACCGGAGCCGCGGGGCCGGGCCAUGGACUCAGCCGGCGCCCCCCGGGGCCUGCUGCCCAGGCCCUGCCGCGUGCUGGUGCUGCUGAACCCGCGCGGAGGCAAGGGCAAGGCCCUGCAGCUCUUCCAGAGCCUCGUGGAGCCCCUGCUGGCCGAGGCCCAGGUCAUCUACCAGCUGCAGCUCACCGAGCGGCGGAACCACGCGCGGGAGCUGGUGCAAGCGGAGGACCUGAGCCGCUGGGACGCCCUGGCUGUCAUGUCCGGGGACGGCCUGAUGCACGAAGUGUUGAACGGGCUCAUGGACCGGCCUGACUGGGAGACGGCCAUCCGCAAGCCCCUGUGUACCCUUCCUGGAGGCUCUGCCAACGCCCUGGCGGCUUCUAUCAAUCACUAUGCUGGCUUCGAGCAGGUGACAAACGAAGAUCUCCUGACCAACUGCACGCAGCUGCUGUGCAGCAGGCUUCUGUCCCCCAUGAACCUGCUCUCGCUGCACACCGCCUCCGGGCUGCACCUCUACUCGGUGCUCAGCCUGGCAUGGGGCUUCGUGGCUGACGUGGACCUGGAGAGUGAGAAGUACCGGCGCCUUGGGGAGUUGCGAUUCACCAUGGGUACUAUUUUGCGCCUGGCAACCCUUCGCAUCUACCAGGGCCAACUGGCUUACCUUCCAGUAGAAAGCGCUGUCUCCGCGUUACCCGCCGCCUCCAAGCAGGUGCAGCAGCAAGGUCCUGGAGACACACACCUUGUUCCCCUGGAGGAGCCGGUGCCCUCCCACUGGACGGUGGUGCCUGAGCAGGACUUUGUGCUGGUGUUGCUGCUGCUGCACAGCCACCUGGGCAGCGAGUUGUUCACGGCACCCAUGGGCCGCUGCGCCGCUGGUGUCAUGCACCUGUUCUAUGUGCGGGCAGGCGUGUCGAGGACCAUGCUGCUGCGUCUCUUCCUGGCCAUGCAGAAGGGCAAGCAUAUGGAGUAUAACUGCCCCUACUUGGUGCACGUCCCCGUGGUGGCCUUCCGCCUAGAGCCCAAGAAUCAUAGCGGUGUGUUUACUGUGGACGGGGAGCUGAUGGCCAGUGAGCCUGUGCAGGGCCAGGUGCACCCGGACUACUUCUGGAUGGUCAGCGGUUGUGGGGAUCCCCAGCAGAGACCAUCCCCAAAACAGCCUUUGUGACUUAGGGGUCCCACCAUGCCUAUGUUAGCCGCAGCUAGUCUGAGACUGGGGUCCUAUCCCCUGCCCUGGGAAAGCAGGGCCUGUCUACAGUUCCUGUGGAGGGUAGGGGUAGGGACCUCCUUGCUGGCUGGGCCAGUUGCCUGUGGAGCCCCCCCCCUCAACUCCCAUAUCAGAUAUAAAUAAAAUUAA